AUGCAGAUCUUUGUCAAGACCCUGGCGGGCAAGACGAUCACCGUCAAGGUCGAUCCAGGGGACACCGUCUACGUUGUGAAGGCGAAGAUUCAGGAUCAGCAGCGCCUUAUGUUUGGCAGGGAGGAGCUGGAGGAUGGAUUAACUCUGGCUGACUACGACAUUGAGGAUGAAUGUACCCUUCACUUUGAUCUGCGGCCACAGAGAAGGAAGAUGCUAAUCUUGAUUAAAACGUUGACAGGCAAGAUCUUUGCUCUUGAGGUCGAUAACUUGGAAACAGUUGACAGUGUCAAGGCUAAGAUCGAGGUUGAGGAGGGCAUUCCUGUGGACCAGCAGAAGCUCAUCUUUGCCGGGAAACAAAUGGAAGAUUUUCGCACCCUGGGGGAGCAUGGCAUCAAGCACCAGGACAUGAUUAACCUGGUGCUCCGCCUCCGUAGAAAAAUAUACCAAAUCUUUGUCAACGGGCUUACCGGCAAAAUCACUACCUAUGAUGUUGAGGACUCGAGUACCGUCGAAAGUGUAAAGGAAAUGAUCCGGAAAAAGGAGGGUGCUCCCGUGGACAAACAAAGGCUGAUCUAUGGCGGGAAACAGCUAGUGGAUGGUCAGACCAUGGAGGACUGUGGCAUCCAGAAGUUUUCCACAAUUCACCUGCUGCUCCAAUUUCCGAUAGUGCAGUGUAUGCGGUGCCAUGCAUGGCUGAUAAGAUAUGUGCUUCCCGCGUUCAUCUUAAGAAGCGAGAUUUCUCGCUGGGCUUUCACCGUACGUAUAUCAGAAUCAUUAGUUGUUGGAUGGAAUUUGUUCGUGUUCAACUCCACUCCGAUUUAG
Triticum aestivum (bread wheat) is the source of this 822-nucleotide messenger RNA. RefSeq names its product polyubiquitin 11-like. Gene Ontology annotation, molecular function: protein binding. NCBI's taxonomy places the organism in Eukaryota, Viridiplantae, Streptophyta, Magnoliopsida, Poales, Poaceae. The coding region runs from base 1 to 822 and encodes 273 amino acids. The record is from RefSeq and is a predicted model, not a curated record. The transcript is spliced from 2 exons.